AUGUCGCAGUUCCUAGCCUCAGAUUACAGUGAGACAUACUACUCCACAAAAGGAGAGCAGAUCACCAAGCAUCCUCAGAUCAUGGAUCACUGUUUUUACCAAGGAUCCAUCAUACAUGAAUUUGAUUGUGCUGCCAGUAUCAGCACAUGUAACGGUCUGAGGGGGUUCUUCAGGGUGAGUGACCGAAGGUACCUCAUUGAACCAGUGAAAUAUUCAGAUGAAGGAGAACAUGUGGUGUUCAAAUAUAAACCCCAGAUGCAGCAACCUGCCAAUUAUUCCUGUACAGAACUCAGUUUUACCAGGACAGCUGUUCCAAAUGACAAUACUAAAUCCAUGGAAGACUCCAAAAUGGAAAGUAUGGAAAAGGAAAAGUAUAUUGAACUGUUCAUUGUUGCUGAUGAUAACAUGUAUCGCAAGAAUAAUCACCCUAACAAACUGAGGAAUCGAGUUUGGGGAAUGGUCAAUUUUGUCAACAUGAUUUAUAAAACCUUGGACAUUCAAGUGACAUUAGUUGGCCUUGAAAUAUGGACAAAUGGAGACAAAAUAGGUAUAGAUUCUAAACUAGAAACGACCUUAUUACGUUUUUCGGCUUGGCAAGAAAUAAUCCUUUAAAAGAGGAAGAAUUUUGAUCAUGUUAUGUUACUCAGUGGAAAGUGGCUCUAAGCACAUGCACAAGGAACUUCCUAUUCAGGGGGUAUAUGCCUGCCCUAUUAUUCCUCCAGUGUCGUUAAGGUGGGCUGAUCUUUGACCUGUGACCUAAAUGCCAUUGCAAGCAGAAUGGCACAUCAGUUGGGGCAUGACCUUGGGAUGCGGCAUGAUGAUUACCCAUGUACCUGUACUUUGGGAAAAUGCGUGAUGGAUAGUGAUGGAAGCAUUCCUGCGCUAAAAUUCAGUAAAUGCAGCAAAACCCAGUACCAGCAAUAUCUCAAGGAUUACAAGCCAACGUGCAUGUUCAAUAUUCCAUUUUCUGAUAAGUUAAGUGAUUAUCCAUAUUGUGGAAACAAGAGGUUGGACGACGGAGAAGAGUGUGAUUGUGGCCCUGUUCAGGAAUGCACUAAUCCUUGCUGUGAGGCACACAAAUGUAUGUUGAAGCCAGGAUUUAGUUGUGCAGAAGGAGAAUGCUGUGAAUCUUGUCAGUUGAAAAAAGCAGCGUCUAUAUGCAAACCAGCAAAAGAUGAGUGUGAUUUUCCUGAGAUGUGUACUGGCCACUCUUCUGGGUGUCCUAAGGACCAAUUCCAAAUAAAUGGAUUUCCUUGCAAGAAUGCAAAAGGCUACUGCUUCAUGGGGAAUUGUCCCACCCGGGAUGAUCAGUGCUCUGAAGUGUUUGAUAAAGAGGCAAAAGACAGUUCUGAUAUCUGCUACAAGAUGAAUAAAAUUGGAAAUAAAUUUGGAUACUGCAAACACAAGAAACACGUAUUAAUUCCUUGUGAAGAAAAAGGUAUCAAAUGUGGAAAGAUACUCUGCACAGGUGGGCAGCAUUCUUCUGUCCUUGGAGAAGAAAAGAUCUAUCACCUUAAGAAGCCUCUGAAGCAGAAUGCCACUGAAUGCAAAACUUUUUUUUUAUACCACGAUUCUAAGGAUUUGGGCCUGGUUGCUCCUGGAGCAAAAUGUGGAGAUGGACUGGUGUGCAGCAAUGGUGAAUGUGUGACUACUGCACAGGCCUACAAUUCAACCAACUGCUCCUCUCAGUGCAAUGAAAAUUCUGUGGAUGACGGUGAACUUGAGUGCCAGUGUGAGGCAGUACAGGCAUCUGCGGAAUGGGAGGAAACCUUAAAUGUUACCAAUAUCUCCAUCCUGGUGGUUGGGCUCAUCCUGGUUAUUAUUGGUGUUGUGGUUGUCAUAGUAUUAAUUCGUUACAAAAAAUGUAUUAAGUUGAAGCAAGUUCAAAGCCCACCGAGAGAAACCCUAGGAGUGGAGAAUAAAGGAUACUUUGGUGAUGAGCAGCAGACAAGGACUGAGUCCAUCUUACCUGAUAUUCACCCCCCUACAUCAAUUCCUGUCAUUAUGAACACACCGAACAGAAAUGUGUACAUGUGUAUAUCGGAAAACAUCAACAAUAAUGUUCCAACACCAUUAUUUGCAAAAAGUGAAAAUAAUACGAAUGUCCAAUAA
Messenger RNA from Lagenorhynchus albirostris (white-beaked dolphin), 2112 nucleotides. RefSeq names its product ADAM metallopeptidase domain 7 (gene ADAM7). The record is from RefSeq and is a predicted model, not a curated record. Lineage: Eukaryota; Metazoa; Chordata; Mammalia; Artiodactyla; Delphinidae. Gene Ontology annotation, molecular function: metalloendopeptidase activity. Gene Ontology annotation, cellular component: plasma membrane. Gene Ontology annotation, biological process: proteolysis.